Necator americanus (New World hookworm) is the source of this 507-nucleotide messenger RNA. RefSeq lists its product as uncharacterized. The record is from RefSeq and is a predicted model, not a curated record. NCBI's taxonomy places the organism in Eukaryota, Metazoa, Nematoda, Chromadorea, Rhabditida, Ancylostomatidae. The coding region runs from base 1 to 507 and encodes 168 amino acids. The transcript has 5 exons.
AUGCCUGAUGGUACAAAUGACCGAAAAUUUCGUUGCCUUUAUGGUACGGCACACGCCUCUCUAGUUACCAAGUUUAUUGUGGCCUACAUUGUGAUAUGGGGCAUCCUCUUGAUGCAAUUACCGCUUCCACCGUAUACGAUAUUCAUCUCUUUAAUCGGGUUCGCUGUCUGUAUGUGCACUGUGAUCGGGAUCAUCACCAGAAAUCCAAGCCUGUUGAUGCCUUUGUAUUUUUAUAUUGUCGCUUCUAUAUUUUUCUUGUUCUUUCUUGGCGGUUACUAUUUUUAUGUGAAUAUUUUUCAUAAGGACAAAGUUGAAGCAGCCUUUGGCGAGAAAUUCGAUAAAUACUCGUGGAUUGCUCACUUACUGGAUGUGUUACUUUUACUCAUUCAUUACUGGGAACUUGGUGUGAUUUCGAAAUGUCGACGAUAUUUUCAGUACAUACGUCUGGAGGACAAACAACCUCUCGAACUUCAUGUACGAAGCGAAACGAAGGAAGAAUUUGCCUGA